Sesamum indicum (sesame) is the source of this 996-nucleotide messenger RNA. RefSeq lists its product as uncharacterized. The record is from RefSeq and is a predicted model, not a curated record. NCBI's taxonomy places the organism in Eukaryota, Viridiplantae, Streptophyta, Magnoliopsida, Lamiales, Pedaliaceae.
AUGGACAGAGAGCAAGAGGAGAUCCAAUUCCUGGGCUUCUUCGGCAUCCUAAAGGAGUCAUACAACAUUGUCUCAUCAUGGACAAAGAUUUUCACACACAUCACACUCUCCAUGAUCCUCCCUCUCUCCCUCAUCUACUUAGCCCACAUCCAAAUCUCGGAGCUCCUCUUCACCAACAUCAUGCACAACGAGUGGGUCCUCGACAGAACUCCCGUCGGCUCCCGUUCCUACAACAAGGUCUCCGACGUCCUGACCUCCGAGUGGUCCGCCUUCUUCUUGUUCAAGAUCGCCUACUUUGUAUUCUUCAUCAUCCUCGCCCUCCUCUCCACAUCUGCAGUCGUCUACACCAUCGCAUGCAUUUACACCGCUAAGGAAAUAACGUUGGCCAAGGUCAUGAGCGUCGUUCCUAAGGUUUGGAAGAGGCUUAUGGUCACUUUCAUAUGGAAUUUCAUCAUAGUCUUCGCGUACAACAUCGUGUCCCUACUCGUCUUCAUCGUGGGAGUGAUCUUGUUCGGUGCCAUACCAGCUCUGGUUAUAGCUUUUGUCGUCGUGUUCACUGUUCUAUACCUGGCCGGAUUCUUGUAUGUUACAAUGAUAUGGCACCUGGCCACCGUCGUCUCGGUGUUGGAAGACAGUUACGGCCUAAACGCCAUGGCCAAGAGCCAAGAUCUAAUCAAGGGCAAAAUGGGAAUUUCUGUAGCACUUUUCAUCGUGCUACUUCUAUGUUUCUUUGCGAUUCAGACAACGUUUGAAUUCCUAGUGGUGUUUGGGCACGGGACCGGGACAAGAAUUGGUGUUGGGAUCCUUUGCCUGAUUUUGAUGUCGAUAUCGAUGUUGUUCGGACUCAUUAUUCAGACAAUUGUAUAUUUCGUUUGUAAGUCAUACCACCACGAGAACAUCGAUAAGUCGUCUUUAGCGGAUCAUCUUGGGGGUUAUCUUGGAGAGUAUGUUCCUCUCAAGUCCAAGGAUGUCCAGCUCGAGCAAUUUGAGGUUUGA